Molecule: messenger RNA, 723 nt
Organism: Daldinia childiae
Lineage: Eukaryota; Fungi; Ascomycota; Sordariomycetes; Xylariales; Hypoxylaceae
Exons: 4
Coding region: 1-723 (240 amino acids)
Cellular component (GO): cytoplasm
Source: RefSeq, a predicted model, not a curated record
AUGGAGGAUCAGGUAGCUCGCCUCGUGGACAAAGCGUGGGAGAAAUUCCAGCAGCUCCCGGCAGACCGUCGACUCUUAAUCGCGAUAGCUGGCAUUCCUGGCUCAGGCAAAACAACCCUCUCCCAAAUCGUCACCACAGCCCUCAACGCCCGGCACGCAAGCCUGCACCCAGAAGUCCCCGAGGCUGUACCGCCCGCUGUCUUCGUGCCCAUGGACGGGUACCAUCUGACACGUGCGCAACUAUCCGCUAUGCCGGACCCGGCUCUUGCCCACGCGCGGCGCGGCGCCGAGUUCACGUUUGACGGGCCCGCGUUCCUGACCCUGGUCAAGGCGCUGCGUACUGUGCCGCCGCCGCCUUUGCAACCGGUAUAUGCGCCGAGUUUUGACCAUGCGGUUAAGGAUCCGAAACCGGAUGAUAUUGCGAUUUUGCCGGCGCAUAGGAUUGUGGUUUUUGAGGGGAAUUAUGUGUGUUUGGAUAAGGAGCCAUGGCGCGAGGCUGCGCAGCUGAUGGAUGAGAGGUGGUUUGUGGAUGUAGACUUUGAAACGGCAAGGAGGAGGCUGGUGAAGAGACAUGUCCAGGCCGGGAUUGCGAAGGACGAGGAGGAAGCUGGGAAACGUGCUGAUGAGAAUGACCUUGUGAAUGGGGCGCAGAUUGUAAAGGAGAGGGUUGAUGUGCAUGAGAUUAUAAAGAGUAAGGAGGAUGACAAGUGGGUUCAUAAAUGA